AUGUCUGUUGGUGAUACGAUCCAAAGACAAAUGCCAGCUACCGUUGACAGCCCUGCCCGCAUGGGUGAACCAAAUGCAGAGACCAUUCAGCCAACUGGCGUCAAGGCCGUCAACGGUGUUAAUGGCCAUUCGAAUGGCCAUUCGAAUUCUAUCGACUUAGCAGAAUACCUCUUUCGUCGUCUCUAUGAGCUAGGAAUCCGAUCUGUCCAUGGCCUGCCGGGUGAUUACAAUUUGGUUGCCCUCGACUAUUUACCCAAGGUUGGCCUGGAUUGGGUUGGCAAUGCCAACGAACUGAAUGCAGGUUAUGCCGCUGAUGGAUAUGCUCGAGUGAAAGGUGUUUCGGCCAUGAUCACCACGUUUGGUGUUGGCGAAUUGUCAGCUAUCAACGCUAUUGCCGGAGCAUAUUCUGAGUACGUUCCGGUGAUCCACAUCGUAGGCUCGCCGUCAACCGCGUCCCAGAAGGAUGGAAUUCUCCUUCACCACACACUUGGAGAUGGCAACUUCGAGGUGUUUGCAGAAAUGAGUAGACGUGUUUCGUGCGCUGUUGCCAUUCUAGAUGAUCAAUCAAGUGCAGCUGCCAUGGUUGACAACGCUCUGCGAGCCUGCAUCCUAAAAAGCCGCCCGGUUUACAUUAGUCUACCUACCAAUAUGGUUCAGGCAAAAGUGGAUGGAGAUCGGUUGAAAUAUCCGAUCGACCUGAGUGUCCCUCCCAAUGAUCAUAAACGGGAAUCACACGUUGUCGACUUGAUUACAAAGCUGAUCCAAACUGCCCAACGGCCAGCACUGCUUGUUGAUCUUUUAGCGUUAAGGCAUCAUGUUACCAACGACAUUAACGAGUUCAUCACCAAAUCCAACAUUCCUACUUUCGUCACACCCAUGGGGAAAGGGGCAGUCGACGAGACGCUGCCUCAGUUCCAAGGAAUCUAUGUAGGAGAAGCAUCUACCUCGAUCAUCCGCGAACAUUUCCACGCAUCAGACCUUGUCCUGAGCAUCGGCCCGCUUAAAUCCGACAUAAAUACUGGCUGCUUCACGUCAAAAGUUGACCAGAUUACAAAUAUCGAGUUCCACGCUGAAAAGACAAUUGUUGGAUUUUCGGAGUUCCCGGGCGUCAGGAUGAAAGGGGUUCUGCGCCGUCGCGGAGUUCCUGAAGAACCAAUGACAUCGUUAUCACUGAGGCGGGAACCUCUAAAUUUUGGCGUGUGGAAACGAGAUUCAGAAAAAGGCACCAUCGGGAUAAGCUCUGUUCUGUGGAGCAGUAUUGGUUUCUCGCUGGGUGCCUGCCAGGGCGCUGCGUUGGCAGCUGAAGAAAUGACGGACGCCUCUCGAAGAACGGUGCUGUUCAUUGGCGAUGGCAGUUUCCAACUCACAGCCCAGGAACUGAGCACGAUCAUUCGUCAUAAACUCACCCCUACAAUUUUCAUAAUCUGCAACAACGGCUACGUAAUCGAGCGAUACGUCCACGGCAUGCACGCGGCCUACAAUGACAUCCAGCCCUGGAAAUUCAACGACAUCGCUGCAGUCUUCGGCGCCACGCCGGGUACAUGCAAGACCUUCCAAAUCCGCACCUGCAAGGAGUUGCAGGAUCUAUUCAACGAUCGCGAAUUCUGCUCGGGCAAAACUCUUCAACUCGUCGAGCUCUAUCUUCCUGGUGAAGAUGCGCCGAUGUCGAUGAAGAUGCUUGCCGCGGCGGCUGCGAGGCGGAAUGCGAAGAAGUGA
Histoplasma mississippiense is the source of this 1716-nucleotide messenger RNA. RefSeq names its product pyruvate decarboxylase. Gene Ontology annotation, molecular function: carboxy-lyase activity; thiamine pyrophosphate binding; magnesium ion binding. The transcript has 6 exons. The record is from RefSeq and is a predicted model, not a curated record. Lineage: Eukaryota; Fungi; Ascomycota; Eurotiomycetes; Onygenales; Ajellomycetaceae. The coding region runs from base 1 to 1716 and encodes 571 amino acids.